This is a messenger RNA of Cephus cinctus (wheat stem sawfly), 1109 nucleotides long. RefSeq names its product guanine nucleotide-binding protein subunit beta-like protein (gene Rack1). Gene Ontology annotation, molecular function: protein kinase C binding; translation regulator activity; ribosome binding. The coding region runs from base 110 to 1063 and encodes 317 amino acids. Gene Ontology annotation, cellular component: cytosol; nucleus. Gene Ontology annotation, biological process: rescue of stalled cytosolic ribosome; positive regulation of protein phosphorylation. Lineage: Eukaryota; Metazoa; Arthropoda; Insecta; Hymenoptera; Cephidae. The record is from RefSeq and is a predicted model, not a curated record. The transcript has 5 exons.
CGGCGACAAUUUUGGUGCAGCCUUUCUCGUUCGGCGUAUCGUUGAAUGAACUUCGUAGGAUAGAAUCCAGUUUCAUCCUACAAUUAAGGAGCAAUAAGACGGCCGAGCAAUGUCGGAAACUCUUCAGCUAAGAGGGACCCUUCGUGGACACAAUGGAUGGGUCACGCAAAUCGCCACGAAUCCGAAAUAUCCGGAUAUGAUUUUGUCUUCCUCACGUGACAAGACCCUCAUCGUCUGGAAACUCACUCGUGACAAAGGCAACUACGGUAUUCCUCACAAGCGCUUGUACGGACAUUCCCAUUUCAUCAGCGACGUCGUCCUCUCGAGCGAUGGUAACUACGCCCUUUCUGGUUCUUGGGACAAGACUCUGCGUCUAUGGGAUUUGGCUGCUGGUCGUACCACCAGGAGGUUCGAAGACCAUACUAAGGAUGUUCUGAGCGUUGCCUUCUCCGUUGACAAUCGUCAGAUUGUUUCUGGUUCUCGGGAUAAGACUAUCAAGCUUUGGAAUACUCUUGCCGAGUGCAAGUACACCAUCCAAGAUGAUGGACACUCUGACUGGGUUAGCUGUGUUCGCUUUUCACCUAACCAUGCUAACCCUAUUAUCGUCUCUGCUGGUUGGGAUCGCGUUGUCAAGGUCUGGAAUUUGACUAACUGCCGUCUAAAAAUCAACCACAAAGGACACACAGGAUACCUAAACACAGUAACUGUCUCUCCCGAUGGUUCACUUUGUGCUUCAGGUGGCAAGGACUGCAAAGCCAUGCUCUGGGAUUUGAAUGAUGGCAAGCACUUGCAUACCUUGGAUCAUAAUGACAUCAUCACUGCAUUAUGCUUCAGCCCCAACCGUUACUGGCUUUGUACUGCUUUCGGACCCUCCAUCAAGAUCUGGGAUCUUGAGACCAAGGAGAUGGUCAAUGAACUUAAGCCAGAGGUAGUUUCGAACAUUAGCAAGGGCGAACCUCCGCAGUGCUUGUCGCUUGCUUGGUCUACGGAUGGACAAACCCUCUUCGCAGGUUAUUCUGACCACAACAUUCGUGUCUGGCAAGUGUCUGUGACUAGCCGUUAAAAGCUUUGUACGAUACCAAAAUAAAUUGAAAAACAUCCGAAAAUAA